Molecule: messenger RNA, 1380 nt
Organism: Scleropages formosus (Asian bonytongue)
Lineage: Eukaryota; Metazoa; Chordata; Actinopteri; Osteoglossiformes; Osteoglossidae
Gene: nsdhl
Product: NAD(P) dependent 3-beta-hydroxysteroid dehydrogenase NSDHL
Exons: 8
Coding region: 149-1186 (345 amino acids)
Biological process (GO): steroid biosynthetic process
Molecular function (GO): oxidoreductase activity, acting on the CH-OH group of donors, NAD or NADP as acceptor
Source: RefSeq, a predicted model, not a curated record
CCAAUGGAAGUGCUCCAGACGAUCAGCUGAUGAUGGCCCUAUUAUGAAUAUGUGGUCCAGUCGUCUGUUCACGCGCACCGCUUUACCGGGCUGAUCGCCACUUAUCCCUCCUUAUCCUCCUACGCUACGGCCUGCACGCUCCCGAGGAAUGGCCACGCGCUUACGGCCGAGCAGCAAGAGGUGCGCAGUGAUUGGCGGCUCCGGUUUCCUCGGGAGGCACCUGGUGGAGCAGCUCGUUGCCCGGGGUUACAGCGUGUCGGUGUUUGACAUGCGGCAGAGCUAUGAACUGCAGGGGGUCACCUUUCAUUUGGGUGACCUGUGUGAUAAACAGGCACUGCUGUCAGCCCUGCAAGGAGUGUCGCUGGUGUUCCACUGUGCCUCCCCUGCUCCGGCCAGCGAUGACCGCGCCCUCUUCCAGAGGGUCAACGUGGACGGCACACGCACUGUGCUGCAGGCCUGUAGGGAGGCAGGGGUGCAGAAACUGGUUCUGACCAGCAGUGCCAGCGUGGUGUUUGAGGGCAGAGACAUCAAGGAUGGGAAGGAGGAUCUGCCUUACGCCAAAAAGCCUAUUGAUUGCUACACGGAGACCAAGAUUCAGCAGGAGAAGUUGGUGCUGGACGCCUGCGACAAAGAGAAGGGCUUUCUCACGGUGGCCAUCCGACCGCAUGGCAUCUUCGGCCCACGGGACCCCCAGCUGGUCCCCACCCUGGUGGAGAUGGCGCGCGGAGGGAAGAUGAAGUUUAUUAUCGGGGAUGGGAGCAACCUAGUGGACUUCACUUUUGUGGAGAACGUUGUCCACGGCCACAUUCUGGCUGCCGAGCUCUUGCGUCCGGAGUCUCCCCUCUGUGGGCAGGCGUACCACAUCACCAAUGACGAGCCCGUGCGCUUCUGGGACUUCAUGUCCCAGGUGCUGGUGGGUCUGGGCUACGACGCCCCCCGCUACCACCUGCCCUACUGGCUGGUCUACGGCCUGGCUCUGCUGCUCUGGCUGCUGGCCCUGCUGCUGCGGCCCGUCCUGCGGCUCCAGCCCACCUUCACGCCCAUGCGGGUGGCGCUCGCCGGGACCCACCACUACUACAGCUGCUCCCGCGCCAAGCGGGACAUGGGCUACAAGCCGCUAGUGGGCCUGCAGGAGGCCAUCGUGCGCACGGUGGAGAGCUACCCCCACCUUCGCCGGGGGGCCUGACCGCUCGGCACGCUGAUCAAGGCUCCAGCAGUCUGCGUCCGACCCAACGAACGGUUACGUGAACCAUCACUUCAUAUUGAAUUGUCUGGAUGGAUGUGCUAUACAUAUGUGCGAGAUGCGAUCCUGCUCACCUUAGGCUGAGAAUCUGAUUAAAUAGAAAUGACCAACUGCCCCCUUGUUUCCCCUUUCAUUGA